Molecule: messenger RNA, 697 nt
Organism: Gongylonema pulchrum
Lineage: Eukaryota; Metazoa; Nematoda; Chromadorea; Rhabditida; Gongylonematidae
Source: the annotation of a GenBank genome assembly
AUUGGUAGAUGUGGGCACCGAAUGGCGAUCAUUUAGCAACGAGAAUUCCAGUGCAGAUCCAUCACGUGUUGGUGCACCGGAAAAUCCGUUUCUUGGUGGUGCUGAUCUGACCACUUCCAUUGCUGUUGGCCAUGGUAACAGUUCGACAACUGGCCACAGUUUGGCCAAUACACAGCGUAAAAAUAUGAGCACGGAGGAUCGUCAGAUGUCGCAGGGUCUUGGCGUGAUCCGCGAAAUGAGUGCACGCAUUCACCUUCCAAAGUCUAUCGAAUCACGUUUCUGUGGUAAUUUGGGAUUGCACCAUAACAUCCAGGCUGCAGCUACACGAAUUGCAAAGAAAGCCGUGGAACUGGAUUUAGAUGGUGCGGCAAAGAUUUUCAAGGACGUUCUAGACAGUAAAGCGCUGCGCGGGAAAAACAAUGAGGCCCAGGCAGCAGCCUGUUUGUACAUAGCUUGUAGAAAAGAAGGUGUUCCACGUACCUUCAAAGAAAUAUGCGCUGCCUCUCGCGUUUCUAAGAAAGAAAUAGGAAGAUGCUUCAAGCUAAUUAUAAAAUCGCUGGAGACAAGCCUUGAACAGAUCACCAGCGCUGAUUUCAUGUCACGUUUCUGUGGUAAUUUGGGAUUGCACCACAACAUCCAGGCUGCAGCUACACGAAUUGCAAAGAAAGCCGUGGAACUGGAUUUAGUUGCCGGGUAA